AUGAUUCCAGAAACGCAUAUUGAGGGCUCUCUCGGGAAUAGUAGAAAUGUAAGGAUUGAAGAAAUUGUUCCUUCAUUGUCUAGUAGUUCUUUGAAGACCACAAAAGCAGUAGCAGAUCAAAAGAAAGGAGUUCCAACGUAUGAGGAAAUUCUGGUACGGUGGGGACUUGAUCAUGGCCAUCAUUCUCGUAAUUCAUCUUCGGGGGUGCUGUCCAAACUAUGUUGUUUUGGAGGGGACAGAGAGGAAUCGGAGUAUCACAAGGAUUUUCCUCAACCACCAGUAUUGCCAAACAGGCAAGACCUGAUGUCGUUGAUUACAGUAUCUGGUAUUGCUGCUGAUUCUAAGGAAAUCACCAUAUUGAAUAAGCCUUACACAAUCAACAUGGAAAUUAAUGAAAAGGAUAUUGUAGAGAAAUAUAUCAAGUUGCUACCGAACCAAAGCAUUUCAUCAUUUAAUCUUUCCUCUUCAUCAUUCAGCACGCCGCCAAAGAGGACAGGCAGCAAAAAGAGUGUUCAAGACAGCCACACAAAGAAAGCAACACCUGUAAAUAGUGGUAAAACAUUAGAAUCAAACAUCAUGCAAGGAAAGUCUGCAAAGGAAGACGACAUAGUCAUUCGAUCCAACACAUCACCUCAUUCUGAUUUCACUUCAACACCAUCAAUGCCCGUGGUACCUGGAACAUUGGGCAAUGAGACGCCCCAGCCAACAACACCCCGAGGAUCUGUUAGACCGGCUCUCAUGUUCAACAAUGAAGAUUUGUUUUUUGGAGGAGGUGAAGAAGAGAUUGAUGAAGAUCUUCAGAGCUAUGAUUUUGGUAGUAACGAUGACUCUCCAAGAACCAAAACUAGAUUUUAUGGCGUAAAUAUGCAAGCAGGGGAAUCCUUCUCUUCGCUUCCUUCAAUGAGAUCACCAGCACAAUUCGAAGGCAUGAACGUGGAAAAUUUGUUGGCAACUCUUGAUACAGAUGAUAGUGAGAUAUUCGGAAGCAAUAUAAAAGAUAUUCAAGCUGACAAGGAAAGCGAAAAAGAAAAGAAACGAAAAGCCCUUAUCAGCAUUCAGUUAUUCAGAAAGGUAGACGAAAUUAACAAAUACCUAGAAAAGAGUACAAGAAGCACAAAAUAUGUCUACAAAAAGACACAAAAGGAAAUGGACAAUGUUCUCAAAAUCAAUGCAAUUUUUACUGAUUGGAAGCUUGUACUACCUUCUACUAUGAACUAUCUAUACCUUAUUACUCCAUUCCCAGAAAUGAAUCAUUAUUCAGUUUUUAAUUUGAGCAAGUUUGGAAAAUUAUUGGAAAUAAUUGGUGCAAGUAAGAAAUUUGCUGAAGAGAGAAUUGACUUAAUUUUAUACCUGUUCAUUGAGUUGUUAACCAAAUUAAUUGCUCAAAACAUUAACAUUUAUGUGGACGUAUAUAAUUUGAUGAUUUGGAAAAACUUGAAAUCCAAAAACGACCAAUUUUUUAUCAGAGUCAAUCCUGCUCUUGAUUUCUCAGAACGACAAAUAACAAUUCGAACAGUGCGAACAAUGAUGAAUCGUCUAAUAGUGUCUCUAUUUGACACAAAAAUUAAGAGCAUUGUAAAAUAUGAUGUUAACUCUCCUCGCCAAAGACAAGCACAUGAGCUUGUUUUUGUACUACCCAAUCCUGUGGAUUCUCAGAAAGACUUUUUCAUUACAAUGAACUUGAAAGAUUUUCCAAGCAAAUACAUGCCCGUCCUCCUGGUACUUAGCGAAGAUUACGACACUAGAGCGUAUAAUGUUCUUACAUAUUCUAAGAAGCUACUCAAUGUACUUAAAUCCAUGAAAGAGUGCCGAUGGUUCAACAACGUUCUAGAAAAUAAGUUUGAAAAAACAUCCCUUAUAGAGGACCCAUUUAAUGAUUAUGAAAACAUUGCCCACAAAUCGAAACCUCAGUUGAUUCUCCUCAUGAAAACUAAUAACAUCUUUCCUGAUCAAUAUUCAUCGAAAUACAUUACAACACCGAUGGAUGUUCGAUACAAGGACAUCAAUGGAAAGUCCAAAUUUUUGGCCAAGUAUUACGCUGCCAUUGAUAGUAGAUCUGUAAUUUUAGAAAAUAUUGAGUACAGUUUAAUCAACUUUUUAGACAUUAUAGAUAAGAGGUUCAUUGGUAGAGAUCGAGUUCAGAUUUAUCACAUUAUGCUUGUACUACUCCAAAUCAUUAAGGGAGUUUGUUUUCUUCAUUCGAGAAGUAUAGCUCAUUUGAACCUUAAUCCGUUUACUGUGCUCAUUCAAAGCGAUGAUACAGAAUUAAUUUCAACAGAGCUUGUUCGUAAACAUUUCUCGGUCAAAUAUUGUGUCAAGUUGUGUGGACUGGACUGGUCUAUUGACUGUACCAAUGAAAGAGGUCAAACUCAAUGCCCAGUAGAUUUACAAUCAUCUUUCGACGUGUUAGACAAAUAUCAAAACUCCUGCAGCUCGUUUAGAUAUGUGAUGUUGUACAACAUUUUCACAGAAGAGGGUUUGAGCAAGGUUGCUGGAACCUCUGACAGGGAAACAUUAGUGAAAAUGCAAGAAAUUAUUCCAUUUAUUGCCCCUUACGUUUUUUUUCAAAAGAAAUUACAUUUUGGAUGUGAUUACUACUCAGUGGCAAUGCUUAUAUAUUUUUGCUUAUUCAGACGAGACACAUCGAACUGGCUUUCGAACUUUUCUUAUUAUCGAAAAGUCAAUGGGUUUUAUAAUUGGGAAGCUUUUUUGUUAGAUAUGGAACACAAAAGAUAUGACCAUUGCCUUCCAUGCCGACAUGAUUUCCAACCUGAACUUAAACCUAUUAAGGAAAUGAUGAUGAAACUUUUUUCUCACUACAAGGAAUACAGACACCAAGAAUCAAGUGCUCUAAAAGCUCUGUUCACUGACUCAUUGGUAGAUGCAUUGGGAGCCACAGCUAGAAGCAUUCUUGUACAAUCUGUUGAAAAUGGUGAAUUCAACCCAGAAAAACUGAGCUCUCCGUCCAUGAGAAAAACUACAACAAGUUCUCUGAAUGUUGAAACAACUCUCACAAGCAGUACAGAACAUACAGAAUCCAGAAUUUAA
Messenger RNA from Naegleria lovaniensis, 3048 nucleotides. RefSeq lists its product as uncharacterized. The transcript is spliced from 2 exons. The record is from RefSeq and is a predicted model, not a curated record. The coding region runs from base 1 to 3048 and encodes 1015 amino acids. NCBI's taxonomy places the organism in Eukaryota, Heterolobosea, Eutetramitea, Acrasida, Naegleriidae. Gene Ontology annotation, molecular function: ATP binding; protein kinase activity. Gene Ontology annotation, biological process: protein phosphorylation.